Molecule: messenger RNA, 1440 nt
Organism: Vigna radiata var. radiata (mung bean)
Lineage: Eukaryota; Viridiplantae; Streptophyta; Magnoliopsida; Fabales; Fabaceae
Product: protein IQ-DOMAIN 1-like
Exons: 6
Coding region: 378-1259 (293 amino acids)
Molecular function (GO): protein binding
Source: RefSeq, a predicted model, not a curated record
ACUACUACCUUCCCUCACCUUUCUCUAGACUCCUAAACUUCCAAAGAGAUCAAACAUCUGCUUCAUCGUGGUUGGGUUGUCACACACUCUUAUGCGAGUCUUUCUCUCUCUUUUAAUGUGCUGUAUUCCAAUGUACCACGUCUCUUAUCAUUACAACCCACCACCACUCUUCAUCCUCUUCAAGCAAACCCAUUCUGUGCCUCUCUUUUCUUCUCUCAUCCUGGUAUGUGUCCCUUCCCAUUUUCAUUCUUUAUCUCCGCACUUUUAGGCUCUAGCUUUGUUCAUCAAAACUUUAUGCUUGUUGGGUUUGGUUGUCUGUUGCCUUGACAUUAUUUGCAGUUGGCUGUUUCCUGUUCUUAAUUCCUUGAGAAAAAGGAAUGGGUGCGAAGAAAUGGUUUAUGAUAAUAAUCAAAUUGAAGAAAUCGAAGAAAUCCAAACGAGAAAAGGUACAGUCUACUGAUGAAAAUUCAGAUGAAUGUUCAAACAUGAAGCAAAGUAUUCGUGAAGAGUCAAGUGGCAUUCCCAAUGAAGGUUUGAUGAUGGAUCGGACAGUUCCGUCAAGACUGAUGGACGAUGUGGCAGCUACUAGGAUUCAAAAUGCAUUCCGUUCAUUUAUGGCAAGAAGAACAUUACAUCAUCUAAGGGGAGCAGUGAAAUUCGAAGCUUUAAUUCAAGAUCACCUAGCCAGAGAGCAAACAGCAACUGCACUGAACUAUAUACAUUCAUGGAGCAGAAUACAAGAACAAAUUAGAGCUCGAAGAAUCUGUAUGAUAACAGAAGCCAGAAUUAAGAAAAAGAAAUUGGAAAACCAGUUAAAACUUGAGGCUAAGAUUCAGGAGCUUGAGGUGGAGUGGUGCAGUGGUUCUGAAACCAUGGAAGAGAUACUUUGCAGGUUACAUCAGCGAGAGGAAGCAGCAAUUAAACGAGAGAGAGCCAUGGCAUAUGCCUUUUCCCAUCAGUGGAGGCCAAACUGUAGCCAGUAUUUUGGUCAGGCUUCUUAUAGCCUUGGUAAAGAAAGUUGGGGUUGGAGCUGGACAGAGCGUUGGGUCGCGGCACGUCCUUGGGAAGUACAGGUUCGAGUUCAGCCCUCCAAAACAAAGAAACUUAAUGGCCACGAUCAAAAAAUCAAAUUCAACAAGAUGAACUACAGUGAAAGCAAAGCAGCCUUGGCUAAACCUUCCCUGUCAAACGGGAAGGAAACUGGAAAAGGAAAGGAAAACAGUACUUCAGGGCAGUCAAAGAACAUCGUUACCAAAUAGCCCAAUACUAAUUUGAUGGUUUAUGGUUUCUUCUUGUUCUUUUGGGGAUUUUUUUUUUUUCCUUAUUUGGCUUGGCGAGAAUCUACCAAUUGGUGUGUACUAUUUACACUGGGAACUUCACCUAUCUGCUAUGGCAUGGUGUAUAUGACUAUGAAUGUGAAUUCCCUAGUUUUGGUUGAAA